UGAAACGUUGCCGGACCGUUCGUUCAUCCAAGCGGGUUCACUUCUCGAUCGGUGCCACGGAUGGAACAAGGAGGAGCAGUCGAAACUGUGUCGCCCACUCGCGUCGAGUGCUCUCCUGGCGAACGGCGCGUCGUGAACAUGCUCUUCGCCUUGAUUGGCGUCGGAUACCUCUUUCCCUUCUCGGCCCUGACGCAGCCUGUGGACUACUGGACGUUCCUGUUCCCGGACUUCAACAUUGAGUUCUCCAUCACGUGCGUGUUCAUGUACACAAAUUUGGUAGCGCUGGCGUUGAUUGUGUCGUUCGGAUCGACCCCGUGGUUCACGGGUCGUGUCGUCGGGGGAUUUGCCGGUCAGCUUGUCGUCCUUGUGUUCGUGCCAGCUGUGUACUCGUUCGUCACUGGCGAGACCGCCCACAUUUGGUCCAUUCUCGGUGCCACGGGGUUUGCCGCCAUUGUCACGGCCUUACUCGACAGCUGCGUCAUCGCUCUCGCGUCCAAGUAUCCACUGCAUGCGCAGGAAUCGCUUCAGUUUGGCAUUGGGUUGAGCACGUUGAUUGGGAGCAUCUACCGCGACGUGACCAAGUUGGCGUUCCCGCCGGACGCUGUCGUCGCAAGCAGUUCGUUGUACUUUUACACGGGGGCGGUCACGGUUGGGCUCUGCAUUGGCGCGUACGUGUGGCUCCUGCGGCUUCCGCUGUCCAAGAAGGCAAUGAUAUCGGGCCGUGCGGCCGCCGGCAAGACCGAGUCGCUUCCUUUGAUCACAAAGCGAGACGUCCAAGAAGCAUUUCCGAACCGAUGGAUGAUCCUGCGCAAGUGCUUGUCCAACCAAGUGCAAGUAUCGCUUCUGUUCAUGACAACACUAGCGCUAUGGCCGCCGCUCGUGACUGAAAUGAAAAGCCACAACUUCCCCGCGUUGCAAGCGUCGAGGUGGUGGCCAUUGAUCCUUCUCACGGUGUUUUCCGUGUCCGAUUGUGUUGGCCGCCUUCUCGUCCCGUACCGCUGUGGCCUGACCAAGGACACGGUGUGGAAGCCCGUGGUCGGUCGCAUGCUCCUUGGCCCGUGCAUCGUCCUGUCUGUCCAGGGGGUGUGCUUCACCCACGAUGCGUUCUCGAUCGCGUUUGUGCUCGCGCUGGGCGCGACCAACGGGUACCACGGAUCGCUUGCGAUUCUGUUUGUCAACGAUUGCAUCGACGACGACGAGAAAGCUAUUGCUGGGUCGUUCACGGGGUUCUUUCUCAACUUUGGCCUCGUGAUUGGGUCGACCCUUGGCCUGGCGCUAUCUCAGUUUGUCCAUGCUGCGUAACAUAGGUAUGUAUGGUGGAAUUUACGGGCUUGCUCAACCACCGGCAUACUGCGACACGAUGG
Aphanomyces invadans is the source of this 1364-nucleotide messenger RNA. RefSeq lists its product as hypothetical. Gene Ontology annotation, cellular component: plasma membrane. The coding region runs from base 61 to 1302 and encodes 413 amino acids. Gene Ontology annotation, biological process: nucleoside transmembrane transport. The record is from RefSeq and is a predicted model, not a curated record. Gene Ontology annotation, molecular function: nucleoside transmembrane transporter activity. The transcript has a single exon. NCBI's taxonomy places the organism in Eukaryota, Oomycota, Saprolegniomycetes, Saprolegniales, Verrucalvaceae.